AUGCCCACCCCGCUCACAGCUGGCGCGCCUGUAGAUCCCGCGCCAUCCCAGCAUGAGCACCGUCGCACCAACGGUCCGCCAUUAAAUUUAUCUCGCGUCGUAGAGUCGCAACCCGCCUUUAUAAGUUCCUUGAAUAGAAAAAAAUUAAAACACGGAAGAGGAGAAGGAGUUAUGAGUCCGGAAGAAGAAGCGUCAGCAUCUCCGCCGGCGGCUUUGAUUGCCGGACGUGAGGAUGAAAGAAGAGUGUCUUCGCCGCCACAAGGCAGUAAGUUCCUAUUAGAUGACGUGCCAUGUACCCGCGUUCAAAAAUCGCACAUAACAAAGGUUUCUGACGAUGAGGCUUCCUCGGACGAGGAAGGGACGAAAGUUUGUCCCGUUAAUGACUCGCCUAAAAAACAUGAAACCAACGAAAACAACGAAGACUCGUGCGGAACAAGUGACGUUGAAAAAUUUGAUGGUAAAAUCGUAUACAAUCCGGACGGUUCGGCAUAUAUAAUCGACGAUAGCGAACUAAGUGAAGAAGAUACGAUUGCCGAACUUCCGAAAUUAAUAGCUGACGGAUGCAUUAUCGAUGGCAGGGGGAUUAACACGUCCCAACCGCAAUCGUUUCCACAAAUCGCGAAUGCUUUUUACGUUUCGCGUAAUCCCUCGUUGUAUAGCGCUUUGUAUGGAUCAUCCGCUACACUUGCCAAUAGAAUAAUGCAAGAUAAAAAAAUAGUUCCUGAAGUACCUAUUAUGCACAGCUACAGGGUGUAUACGGUUCGUGAUAAAAGUUGUGAUCGAGAGAUUAAACGUGAAAAUGAAGAAAGCAACAAAGAGGACAAAGAUAAACAAUUUGGUUCCGGUAAAGAUUGUUCUUCAGUUCCUGUGAAACCGAUUCUUAUGUGUUUCAUUUGUAAACUUUCUUUCGGGUACACAAAAUCCUUCGUGGCGCACGCCAUGGGAGAUCAUAAUUUAAUUCUUCGAGAGGACGAAAAAGAAAUUCUCGGACAAAAAAACGCAUCAGCGAUUAUACAGUGCGUGGGCAAAGAAAAGGAACCUCUGGUGUCGUUUCUCGAGCCAUUGUCAACAACCAUUCCCGAUGAAAAACCGCCUCUUUCGGCAGUUUCUCUUAUUCUUAAGCCACCGCAUAAGCUAUUCGGUACAGAACCGGUUAGAAACUCUCGCCCACCGAGCGGUAACGGUAAUCAAGGUUCCUCAGAGUGCGCGGGUGCUACUGGAUCGGAGAGCAGCCUUCUAGUGCGUCGCCCGUUGCAGUCGCCCGUCGUCCAAAAUCAUGUUCCUGAGAUUUUUGUUUCCCUACCUCAGCACGGUAGUUCUACUAGUAGUGUUAACAAUAGUAAAUUGAUGAACAGUGUCAUGGAUUUAACUAGAAAAAGUCCCGUGUCGGCAAGUGGUGGUAGUGGUGGUGGUAACACCGGGCGAAGUAGCGUUUCCCCGGGAGCAGGCACUUCUCCAAGUUCGGCUUUGUCUCCUCUUAUGGCCGCUACGCCAACAUCUUCGUUGCCAUAUCCACCGCCGCCCCCAAAUUUUUUAACGGGCACAACAAUCGGAGUUUGUCCUGAUCACAUUGGCGGUCGACCGAGUGGGGUCGAAUGCGCAAAAUGUGAGCUCAUAUUAAGUUCCUCGCGUUUAGGCGGAGUCGGCGGUCCCUUAGCCGGCAUGCAUUCAAGAAACUCAUGUAAAACGCUCAAAUGUCCCAAAUGUAAUUGGCAUUAUAAAUAUCAAGAAACGUUAGAAAUACAUAUGAAAGAAAAACACCCGGAAAGUGAAACAUCUUGCAUUUACUGCAUCGCGGGACAACCGCAUCCGAGGUUAGCUCGCGGAGAAACUUACACAUGCGGUUACAAACCCUACCGAUGCGAAGUAUGCAACUACUCGACGACGACAAAAGGAAAUCUCAGUAUUCACAUGCAGUCGGAUAAACAUUUGAACAACAUGCAGGAGCUUCAAAACGGAGGCGUUCCGACUUCCGAAAGCAGUCCUUCCGUAAUGCAACACUCACCUCAUCAAACACCUCCUCAGCAUCACAAGCCCACGAGCAUGCCGAGUCCGAGCACGCCUCAUCAUCACAUGACUCCCGUUAGUUCGACUGUUCAAAAUCAAAAACCAAAACCGACGUUUCGAUGUGACGUAUGCAAUUACGAAACGAACGUCGCGAGAAAUCUCAGAAUACACAUGACAAGCGAAAAACAUACUCAUAACAUGAUGGUACUGCAGCAAAAUGUCAAACACAUGCAAACUCUAAGUGCUUUGCAUCAGCAAUCUCAACAGCAACAACAACAGCAACAGCAGCAACAAAUAAAUUUUGAAUCUCUUCUCCAUUUUCAUCCCGGUCUCACGUUGCCGGGAGACAAACCGCCACCGCAUACCGAGGCCGCUUUGGCCGACAUGGCAUAUAAUCAAGCUUUACUCAUACAAAUGAUGACGGGGGGCCAGUUACCGCCGCACAUACCGCCAGAAUUAGCUGCUCACAUGGAUAUGGGUUUGAAUCCCGAAACGAUGGAACCUCCACCGGAACCCGCCGACCCGAAUCCGACUCAUUUGUACACAUGUUGCGUUUGCAACAAUUUUUCGACUGACUCAUUAGAAGCUCUCUCGCACCAUUUAUCAGCCGAUCGGACCAAAAUAAGGGAACAAGAGAUUUUGGCAGUGGUCGCUGGUCAUUACGUCUGCAAACUCUGCACAUACAAAACGAAUUUAAAAGCAAAUUUUCAACUCCAUUGCAAAACGGACAAACACUUGCAAAGAUUGCAGCACGUCAAUCACGUCAAAGAAGGAGGACCGAGAAACGAGUGGAAAUUGAAAUACGUAUCGUCACCGGGCGGAAUACAAGUUCGAUGUCACCCCUGCGAUUACUACACAAAUUCCGCUCACAAAUUGCAAUUGCACACGACCGGACAAAGGCACGAAGCCGGAUGUUUACUGUUCAGACAUCUUCGCGAAGCAGAAGAAAGACUUCGCGAUUGCGACGAUUGGAUAUAUCAUUGCGCGUUAUGCGUUUUUUCGAGUCGUGCUAAAAUUCAACUUUUCCAACACGUUAGAUCGAUGAAACAUCUUCAAAUGGAACAGUUACAUCAGUUGCAAAGAAGAUCAGAGGGAAAAGAUCUUCAAGCUGACAUAAAUGAAAUAUUUCAAGUGGUACCCGCUCCGGAUGGUUUCACCGGUGACAGCGAAACUGAGAGAAAAGAAAAUCAACAGUCGUCUAACAGGGAAGAUUCGAAACAGGAUACGUCGGAAGAAGAAGCAAACGCAUCGUCUGAAGAAAAAUCAUCACAAUCAUGUCCUUAUUGUAAUUAUUCGAGCAAUUCGGAAAUAAGAAUUCAAGCUCACAUAUUGGCACAACAUCCUCAAUCGGAAAGUAAUCAACAAAGAGAACAACAACCCUCGUCUUCGUCGUCGACAUCUCCGACGUCGAAUCAAAAUACUACGAAAGAAUUCCUUUGUCCGCUUUGUCAGGAUGGUUUCAGAGAUCGUAUGGCACUCGAACGUCACGUCAUGCAAAUUCACAGCGUUAAUUCUGAGGGUUUGCAAAGAUUGCUCAUGCUCGUUGAUCAAUCUCAUUGGUUGAAUGCCGUUAACAGGAGUUCAUCACCUCAGCAGCAAAAUCACAUGAGUCCGGGGAGUAGCGGUGGUGGAAGCACUUCGUCUCACUGCAAAGAAUUAGACAAACCGUCGGAUUCAAUUGAGGAAAGAGACGAGCCGAGCGUGAUAUCGUCACCCGUGUUAUCCGAAGAAAACGCGGACGAAGAAUUCAGGUGUCAAACGUGUAUGAAAAAUUACAAAUCCCUUGACGAACUUUACGUUCACCAAAGCGAAUUGGGUCACGUUGAAAUAAAACAAACGCCCACGGGUCCCGGUUACGUUUGUUGGAAAAAAGGCUGUAAUCAAUAUUUCACUACGAUAAACACGUUGCAAUUGCAUUACAGGGAAAUACAUAUAAAAAACCAACAAAAUAUGUCGGUUUCGGAAAAACACGUUUACAAAUAUCGUUGCAAUCAAUGUAGUCUCGCUUUCAAAACCGUUGAAAAAUUACAAUUGCAUUCGCAAUAUCACAUAAUACGAGACGCCACAAAAUGCAUACUUUGCGGUAGAAAUUUCAGAUCGAUAAUAUCGUUGCAUAAACACGUUGAAUUAACUCACACGGAUUUAUCCGAGGAAGAAUUAAACACGUACAAACAAAGUCUGAUGAGCAAUCCGCUCAUGUUGGCGGGUUUAAGCGGAAACCUUUUAGAAUCGUGUCAAAAUGACUUGCUCAAAAAGGAAUCAAACGAUGACGAGGAAGAUCAAAUGGACGAUAACAGCGAUGAUUCAUAUAAGGAACAACAAUUUUUAGAAGAUUAUUUGAACAGUCAAUCAAUCGCUGAAGACAGUUACAAGGAUCCAAACAGAAAAUAUAAAUGCCACAAGUGCAAGUUGGCAUUCACGAGGCAAACGUAUUUGACGAGUCACAACAAAACUCUUUUGCAUAGGAAAGGUGAGAAAAUGAAUUAUCCGUUGGAGAAAUACAUGGAUCCGAAUCGUCCGUUCAAAUGCGAUGUUUGCAAAGAAAGUUUCACGCAAAAAAAUAUACUUUUGGUACAUUAUAAUUCCGUGAGUCAUUUACAUAAGUUGAAAAAAGCAAUGCAAGAGCAGCAAACGAACAACAACACGAUGACUCCCUCCCUACUCGGAGUCACGUCUCCGCCGUCGUCAUUGAAUUUAACAAAAUCCUCCGUGUCUUCAUCGGAAGAAGAAGAUAAAAAACCGUAUAAAUGCAACAUAUGUAAAGUUGCGUACAGUCAAGGAUCCACGUUGGACAUACACAUGAGAUCGGUGCUUCAUCAAACGAGAGCUUCAAAACUUCAAGAUUUGGUCAUAUCCGGUCAAAUCGACAUAAACAAACCGUUGUUCGAACAGCCAAACCAAAAAUUAGAUUCUAAAAAAGUUAACGACUUAAUCGGAUCUCCGAAUCAAAAAUUUACUUUUACGUCACCCUCGAGUAAUUCGUCUAAUCUUCACCGUUCGUCUCCUUUGAAUCCGCAAUCUCCAAAAAAUGAUUCGGAUGAUAAGGACACGCUGAUUUGUCAAAGGUGUAACGCGGGAUUUCAAAAUCAAGAACAAUUGACGACUCAUCAACAACUUUACUGUUUGUUCGGGAGUCCGAUGAAUUUAUUUCCGCCAAUAACGAAUUCAUCGUCCACUCCGAACAGAGGUAUCACGCCGCCGCCAAAAUCACCUGGUACUCCGGGUGACGAAAUCAAUAGACUUAAUUUGACAAAUAAAAAAUGCUCACAAAUGUACAAACAUUUGCUUGAAAGUUUCGGUUUUGAUCUCGUCAUGCAAUUCAAUGAAAAUCACCAAAGAAAAAGAAAAGAAAGAGAGGAAGCUGAAAAAAUAGAAAAAGAAUUUUUAAACCAAAGCGAAAAUAUUGAUAAACAUAAUUUGGAAUCUCACGAUAAAGUAGACGACGAAGACACGGAUUUACCCGAAGUCAACUGCAAAAGUACCUGUCAACACUGUCAUAAAGAAUUUUCAAGCGUUUGGGUACUCAAAGCUCAUUGCGAAGAAGUUCACAAAGAGCUCGUUCCCAUAGAUUUUUUAGAAAAAUAUGCGGAAGAAUUUAAAACAGAAUACGAAAAGAAAACGGCUAUUGCCACGACAGUGACGACAACCACAACCACGGCAAUAUCGACUCCGAACACGAGUACUUCAAUGUCGACGUGCACGGUCACGAGUUCGGGUAUCGAUAUAACACCCGAAAAAGACGAAUCCAAAGAUGCUAUGCAAAAAAUAGCGCAAAUGCAAACGGAUGAUUUGACACCGCCCACGGCUUCAUCGACUCCGGCCAGCAGCACGGAUUCCAUUCCGGCUGGAAUGUCCGGACUCAGUCCCGGAGUGGCAAAUUCAAAUUCAUUACAAAUGACUUUGGCACAGCAAAUGAAUGAAAUGCAAGCCGCGUUCAACGCGAUGGCAGCAUCGCAACUUCAGCAACAAUUGCAACAAUUUAAUCCGAUGAUGAUGGGAAUGGCAGGUUUGGGAAUGGGCCUGCCUCUCGGAUUGAACAUGCCUGCAUUGGCUGCUAUGAAUUUACAACCGCCUCUUGUUCCGAUGAUGAUGCCUCCUCCGCCUUUUGAUCCGGUUUCAUUGGCGCAAGCUCAAGCUCAGGCUCAAGCUCAAGUUGCACAAGCAGCCCAAGCUCAAGCUCAAGCACAAGCACCGCCGAUUUUUCAAUCUCAGAGUAAUAUAGAUCCAGCCGCGGCUUUGAUUGCCAAACAACAACAGCAUUUACUACAGCAGCAGCAACAAGCGGCGACUGCAGCUCAACAAAAAAGAGCAAGAACAAGAAUAACAGAUGAUCAAUUAAAAAUUCUUCGAGCUCAUUUCGAUAUAAAUAAUUCUCCCUCGGAAGAGCAAAUUCACGAAAUGGCAUCUCAAAGCGGUCUCCCGCCUAAAGUAAUCAAACAUUGGUUUAGAAAUACGUUGUUUAAAGAGCGUCAACGAAACAAAGACUCCCCUUAUAAUUUUAAUAAUCCUCCCUCGACGACAUUAAAUCUCGAAGAAUACGAGAAAACGGGCGAGGCAAAAGUUAUGCCACUAAAUAGCAGCGGUAGUAGCAAUUCGGAUGAUUCGGGUACUCAAAAGGAAAACUCGCAUCGGCCGCCUACGGCGGCCUCAAUCUCAUCAAAUCCGAUAAAAAAAGAAACGGCUUCUAAAGCGAGUCAGAUUCAGGGUCAACAGCUUGCGCAGCAACAACCGCCGCCGUUAUCUCGCACUCCUCCGCCGCCCUUUCUAGACCCCCCGCACAUUAAAUCCGAGCCGCGGGAUCGGGAUAAUUCUCAAAUUCACGAAAAUGAUAAGUUCAGCUUUUUGGAUGAACCGCGUGGAAGAAUGAGAAGGGAUAGCGUGGAUAGUUUCGAUGAAAAAUCAAGUUUUCACAGUCCGGUUCAUCAUUAUCCUCCACAGAGUCCUCAUUCAAUAUCUCAUAACGAAUCUCAAGUUCCUCAAAAUUUAUCAAGUUCCUCUCCGAACGGACUUAGUUUGUCUAAUAUAAUGAACGAAUCGGGUGGAAAUCUUACCGCGAUGACGCAAAAUAUGUUGCCGCCAAAAUUGACUCCUCCUAAUUUUGCCUCUCCAAAUCAAGUUCCUAAUUCAAGUGCCAUCGUAUCUAUGCCGAGUUCGAGAUCUGUGUCUCCGGCUCGGUCGACAAAUCAAGACUUUUUCUCACACUCAGCUUUAAGCGGAGGAGGCGGUGGUAACAGUAACGGAAGUAAUUCGUCCGGUGGUUCGGCAUCCGGAAAACGGGCCAACAGAACGAGAUUCACCGAUUAUCAGAUAAAAGUCCUUCAAGAAUUUUUCGAAAAUAAUGCGUACCCGAAAGAUGACGAUUUGGAAUAUUUGUCAAAAUUGUUAAGUCUCAGUCCGAGAGUGAUCGUCGUGUGGUUUCAAAACGCACGACAAAAAGCUAGAAAAGUUUAUGAAAAUCAACCUCCGGUUGAACCGGCUCCGGGAGCUGAUGGAAACGAAGCCGGUCGCUUUCAAAGAACUCCCGGACUGAAUUAUCAAUGUAAAAAAUGCUUACUCGUAUUUCAAAGAUACUACGAACUCAUCAGACAUCAGAAGACUCAUUGCUUUAAAGAAGAAGAUGCCAAGCGUUCUGCUCAAGCUCAAGCGGCUGCGGCUCAAAUCGCGGCCGUUUUAUCAAGCGAAGACUCAAAUUCCAGUACAAUCGAAAACCAACAACAUCAAAAUCAACCGACGGCUUCGGUAUCGUCAUCCGCUCAAAGCAAUCCACCCACGCCAUCAGCACCGGUGACACCUACCCCGUCGAAUCCAUCGCAAAAUCUUUACCCUCAAUCUCCGGCUCCUUCCAACACUCCGACACCCGAUCCGAACAACAAAGACGGAACCUUUCAAUGCGAUAAAUGUAAUUUAGUUUUUCCGAGAUUUGAUCUUUGGCGAGAGCAUCAAUUGGUCCACAUAAUGAAUCCGAAUUUAUUUCCGACUUAUCCUUCCGACAUACCGUUCGGUUUAUUGCAACAGCACGCUCAAUUGCAACACCAACAACAAUUGGCUAGCAUGAGCGUAGAUCUUUCGAUGAACUCGUCGCAACAUCCUCUCGCUGCCAUGUUAUCGAACAAAAGAAAAUUCGAAGACUACGACGACAUGUCGGACACCGGAGGCGAUCAACCCAAAGACAAAAGACUCAGAACAACGAUUUUACCCGAACAAUUAGAUUAUUUGUAUCAAAAAUAUCAGAUUGAAAGCAAUCCAAGUAGGAAAAUGUUAGAAAGCAUUGCGAGAGAGGUCGGACUGAAAAAACGAGUGGUACAAGUAUGGUUUCAAAAUACGAGAGCCAGAGAGAGAAAAGGACAGUUCAGAGCUCACGCUCAAGUCAUUAACAAAAGGUGUCCGUUUUGUCCGGCUUUGUUCAAAGUUAAAUCAGCACUUGAAAGUCAUUUGCAAACGAAACAUUCUGAUCAGUACGCAAGAGGAGAGAUUAAUAUAGACUCACUACCGGACGAAGAGCUUAGCCUCGAGUCCAUAUCUAACUUUCAACAGGGUAACAGCAAUUCAAACGCUAUAUCUCCAUUGUUUUCCUCGUUCAAUUCCGACAUUGAUUCAAUAAAAAAAUAUUACGAGGAAUCGAUGAAACGUUACAUGAGCGAAUUGCAACAGAAUCAAAACGGUGAAAAAAUGGACGAAAGAGGAGAGUGUCCGUUGGAUUUAAGCAAACCCGUAGAUCUCAGUAAACAAAUGAAAGUUAGCAUGGACGAUUCAAGAGUCAUAGAUAUCGGACCGCUAACGGAUCUCAGCGAGAAAAGUCUCAACGACGACGAUUCCGCGUCAGAAACAACCGAAAUGUUUUACUACGACGACAGCAAUCCCGUAUCCCCGGCAUCAAGCACUCAAAGCAAUAACCAAAAACAAAACAAAAGAUUUCGAACACAAAUGAGCAACACUCAAAUAAAAGUCAUGAAAUCUCUUUUCGGCGACUACAAAACGCCAACAAUGUCCGAAUGCGAAAUAUUAGGUAGAGAAAUCGGAUUGCCCAAACGUGUCAUACAAGUCUGGUUUCAAAACGCUCGAGCCAAAGAUAAAAAAGCUAAAAUAACAUUGCAAAAAGGAAGCGGAGGAGAAGAAGGUUCGGAAAAAACACCGGAAGAAUGCAAAUUAUGCGAUUUUAAAUAUUCACAUAAAUAUUCCGUGCAAGAUCACAUAUUUACGAAAUCACACAUAGACAACGUGAAAUUAAACGUGGAACAAGAAUCCGGAAGUAACAGCGAUCAAGAUUUUACGGUUCCACCCGUACCGGGUUCGAGCACCGAACAACAGCAAUCCUCAACGACUCCGAUCGUUAAUCACAAUAAUAACAACAACACGACAAAUCAACAUUUGGCACAAUUGCAAAUCCUUCAAAUGGCAGCCGCAACGGGCAUGAUGAAAGAUAAAAUACCCAGAGCCGAAGAAAUGGCACAGUUGCAAAUGUUACAACUGGCAGCAGCAUCGGGUUUGAUGUCGUCAAAAUCAGAUGACAAAACAAAAUUGGAUGAAAUUGCUCAAUUGCAAUUACUACAAAUGGCAGCAGCAACAGGGUUACUACCCAAAAUGGAAUUGAACAAAGAAAUGAAAGAGGAAAUGGCUUUGUUACAACAACUCUACGGUCUUCCGGGAUUCAUUCAUCCCUCGAUGGUCAAUUCGUCGGCUGGUGAGUCUGAAUUUUAA
This is a messenger RNA of Pediculus humanus corporis (human body louse), 9705 nucleotides long. RefSeq names its product zfh4, putative. The transcript is spliced from 3 exons. Bases 1 to 9705 code for a protein of 3234 amino acids. Lineage: Eukaryota; Metazoa; Arthropoda; Insecta; Psocodea; Pediculidae. Gene Ontology annotation, molecular function: DNA-binding transcription factor activity, RNA polymerase II-specific; zinc ion binding; RNA polymerase II cis-regulatory region sequence-specific DNA binding. The record is from RefSeq and is a predicted model, not a curated record. Gene Ontology annotation, cellular component: nucleus. Gene Ontology annotation, biological process: regulation of transcription by RNA polymerase II.